Sphenostylis stenocarpa is the source of this 2301-nucleotide messenger RNA. The record is from the annotation of a GenBank genome assembly. Lineage: Eukaryota; Viridiplantae; Streptophyta; Magnoliopsida; Fabales; Fabaceae.
AUGUAUGUUGUGGGCAACUCUGGGUCAGGGAAUGACUCCCCCGACACCCCUGCUCAUCCUCUUCAUUCUCCUACACUCUCCGUCAAUUCCAAGAUCGGAAAGAAUAAACUGAGCAAGGAGGCUGGUCUAUCUACGUCAAGUGCUCUUAACAAGUUCAAAUCACAAAUUAGAAAGCCUCCUCGUCGUAAAACCUCGCCUAUUAAUUGGUUCCCACGCAAAAAAGGGGAUACGUACAUGAAUAGGAAAAUCAAGAUGCUUCAGGAAGUAGAUGGUAUAAAUUUGACGCUUGAUCAGACUCUAGGCAGUUCUAACCCACAUUAUUCAAGAGUGCUGAGAGAGAAAAUGGCAGCUAGAGAAGCGGCCCAUAAAGCAAUGGAGACCCAAAGAGCUGCAUUAGUGGAAGCCUCUUGGUGUCGUAUUUUACGUGCUGCCAGGAUUCCUAGUGAUGAUGCAGAGGCGCAACUCUUGAAGGCAGAAAAAAGUGCUGAAGAGGCUUUUGGGACAGCCCAGGCUAUGGGUGUUAUUAUGUUUGACUUGCCAAACUGCUCUAGGAAGCAUUGUCAAACAGAGACAUCCUCUGUUCAUGGAGAAGGAUCAUCUACCCAUGCUGUUACUGCAUCUUUUGAAACUGCCUUUGAGGUGGACAGAGAAGUGGCUGCAGCUGUCAAAACUGCAUUUAUUAGGCUUGCAAACUGCCCUUCAUUUAGUAAAGGUGAAUUCAGCGAAAUUCUAAGAAAAAUUAGUGAAAAUCCAGAUACUGAUGAAAAUAAUCAGGACUCGACUGAGUUCUGUCCAGAGUAUGAAUCUGAGUCUGGGUCAGAGCUUAAUUCAGCCUCUCAAAAGGGUGACUUCAACUCCCAAGACUUGGAUUCCAAGAUACCUUUUCUUGGGACAAACAAAAGGAGACAGUCUCUUGAGAACAAAAUAAAACUUGUGGAUAUGAUGACUGAGAGGUUAAAAUGCUUGCAAGAAGAUGAACUUUCUUCUCUCGCCACGAUAGUUGCAACUUAUGGUCUGAAUGCUGCCUUGGCUGAAGUGCAGAAUGCCAAACUGCACAAUUCAGACUCUACUACUGAGUAUUCAUUCUCUUUGGCCACUAAUUUUCCAGCAAGAAGAAUGUCAUCAGGAUUGGGAAAGUUAGCCUUGGAUGUGACGAGAAAGAAGCAAGUUGAGCCAGAAUUACCAAGCCUAGAUAAGUUUUUAGUUAAGCACAUGACAAAACUUGAAAGAGAGGUUUGGGAAGCCAAACAAACUCGAAAGAAUGAGACAGAAUCAGUCAGAGAUAGCUCUCGUAAAUCCGUUGAUGAAACUCCACCUGAGAUGGUACCUGAUUUGGGAAGUAUUCUAGUGAAGAGUUACUCAAAAUUAGAGAAAGACAUCGAAGAGGCAAAAAUAAAGUCUGGAAAAGAGAUGACAGCAGUUCCAAGUGGCAUGCCAAACAAGCAAAGGGAUCGCAUAGAAGUACCAAGCUUGGAUAAGGUCUUAGUGAAACAUGUCUCAAGACUUGAAAAGGUAGUCCAAGAAGCAAAAACCAGAAGAAUCAAUGAGAACAGAGGUUUGAAGAAAAAAGUUGAUGAAGCAUUGGACAAGAAAGAAAACAUAAAUUCAAAUAUAGAGUUAAAUUCAGGGGAAAACAAAGAUGGGUUGGAGAAAAUGCUGAUAAAGCCGGUGCACAGAUUGGAAAGAGAGAAGUUGCAUGCCAUGUCAUUGGGAAACCGUGAAAACUACAAACAAAGAAUGAAACAUGAGGCAACGAAUGUUCCAGAUUGUGAGAGCUUAGAUAAAGUUUUAGUAAAGCAUGUCUCUAGACUGGAGAAGGAGAAAAUGAGCAACAAUACAAGGGAAGAAUGGGGCCAAGUUCAGAGAAGCCACAGAAACAUCCAUUCGGAAACCAAUGACGGCGGUCUGGAUCAGGUGUUGGUUAAGCAUAAAUCCAGACUCGAGCAAGAAAAGAUGGUUGCUGCUCAGCAGCCAGAGACUUCAGUUAGUCGUUCAAUGACUCGUCGUGAAGCAAGGGAGAGAGAGUUGCUAGAAACUUGGGGAGGAUUGAGCUUAGGAAACAACAUCCAUCUGGAAAGAAAUGAAGGUGGUCUGGACCAAGUGUUGGUUAAAAAUAAAUCCAGACUUGAGCGAGAAAAGGUGGUUGCUGCUCAGCAGCCAGAGAACUCAGUUAGUCUUUCAGUGACUCGUCGUGAAGCAAGGGAGAGAGAGUUGCAAGAAGCUUGGGGAGGACUGAGUCUAGGAAACUCCAUUAAACCUCGUGCUUCUAAGCUUGAACGAGAAAAGGUUAGUCUUAUAUAG